ACACGACGGUCGUUCCACCGUCGUCACCCUACGGACCUCACACCACACUGUAAACGUCGUCAACCACCAUGGCGAGCCGUCUUCCGCUACUGGUUGCCCGUAAUGGACGGUCGCUCGUUCCACGAACUUCGUCACGAAGCCUAUCGACGAGUGACUCCUCGAGCGAACAAGCGAGCAAGGGCGACGGGACCGACAACAAACCCCCCGUGCAGCCCUUCGUCACUUCCAGAUUCCAACCGGGAGAAUGGAAUUAUGAGCGGACUGAUCCACUCUACCGUCCCAAAUGGGCCAACAAGACUAAGCUUAUUUCUGCGGAAGACUUUGCCAAUCGCCCGACGGUCGGCUUUUCCUGCGAGUUUGAAUCUUACCAGGAGGGCAUGGUGACCUUGAGUUGGCUGGAUCGCUCCGAACAGCAGCAAAUCUACCAAUUGUAUACGGAACUAAUGAAUCACUCGCAGCAGAAACACGGAAAAACCUCACACGAAUAUAUCAUGCGGGUGAUUGCACAAAAGUUUAACAUCACGGCGGAACGCACUGCAGCCACGGUACAGCUCAUGCACAAUGAACAGCAGAUUUUGAAGAACGAACCGGACCGGGUACUCCUGGACGAUUUGGCGGACGCGAUGGAUUACGAAAUCAAAGAGACGAUACGGGAUGCCUACAGUGUCUACAGAAUGAAAGCGCCGGAUUCCUUUGUCGAAACACCGGCUGGGAUUCGCAAGGAUAGCAAAAAGUGGAGUGUGGUGGAGGACCUUUUUGACGUAGACGAGCUAAUGAAGGAUACGAUCGUGCGUGAUGAGCACGACGCUAGACUCCAAAUUGAUGGAAAGAUUUACAUCGAGGAUGUUGACGAGGACAAAAUUCCGAUCAAACUGUCCAAAGAUUGCAAGAAGCUUUUGAAAGCCCAGAAGGAUCUCGCUGCCAGCACGAAAACCUUGCAGAGCUCCACAACAAAGUGGCCGCAGAAGGAAGAAAGUGAGCGACGCCCUCGCUGGAAGUAUGUGGCACAAACCGUGAAUGUACGGGAGCUCAAGAAGCAGAACAAGAAGCGCCGCUCGUACAAAAACAACAACCCUAUUAAUACUCUAGUGGAACACGACGGUACCUUGCGAGCGGGUAACAUGGCUGACGUCAAAAUGACGGCAUGGAAGCCAGUCCGAAACGAACAAGAGCAUACGUACGGUAGAGCGAAAAAAGCUUGGUUGGACCUCACGGUCCGCGGUGAGACCGGUGCUUGGGGCAAAGCUCCGGAGAAUAGGGUCCAACGUGAGGGUAACUUUCGUAGAUAUUUGGAGGAAGGACCGAACUAUCGCAAGAAUGAUGAAGCAGCAAUGGCCGCAGCUAAACAAGCAGAGGAUGCAGCAAAGAAAACCGAGGAGGCUGAUGCGGAAGAUGGAACAGGAGAAUCUUCCAACUCGGAUACCAAAGACGACGAAUAA
Phaeodactylum tricornutum CCAP 1055/1 is the source of this 1439-nucleotide messenger RNA. RefSeq lists its product with no specific name. The coding region runs from base 69 to 1439 and encodes 456 amino acids. The record is from RefSeq and is a predicted model, not a curated record. Lineage: Eukaryota; Bacillariophyta; Bacillariophyceae; Surirellales; Neidiaceae. The transcript has a single exon.